AUGAAGAGUUCUUGUUGUUUCUUCAGCACGACAAACUCUGAAGUUUCCAUCACCGGUGACUCACCCGUCACCGAGGAGGACGCCGGCUCACCUCAGUGCCCCCUGCUGGGCAGCAUGGAGCCUGGAGUCAGCCGGCUGCCUCUCCAGGUCCUGGGAGAGAACGAGGCGCUGCAGCAGUUCUUCAGUGGUCAGGAUGUGAGCGGUGUGUUGGACAGCUCUGUCGCCGUGGAUACAAGCAUCCUGGAGCAGUACCUCAGCAAUGACAUGGAUCCCAACAGCUUCAUGCUCCCUGAGUCUCCUCCUGACUCGAGCUCGGAGGCCUGUUCACCUGCACGGAUACCAGACUUCCAUCACGAGCCGCCAUAUUGGUCCAACCAGCAGACCACCCAGGGGCUUUUCCAGCCUGCGACACAAUCUGCUGCUUCUUCAUCCUGUAGCUUUAAGGAUCGAGGCUCUACCCACGUCCACUCUGACUUGCUGACCCACGAUCAGCUCCGCAGUUUGGGCCUCACUAACACUUACAUCAGGACUGGGACACCGCCCAUCCCACCCGCUGCACCUGCUCCCCUGCACCAACAUACGCACCACUCACCUGAACACAUACACUACCUGAGUCCACAGAGCUGCUCACAGGUUUACACCCCACCCACACCUCCCUCCCCGCCGCCCUUGCCUCCCUCGAACAGCUACGUUGCACCCUGUGCUGGCCCAGACAUGGGCCCCCAUUUAACUGCGCCUCCUUCGGCCUGUUUGCUGGGUUCUGCCCCAACGCUACACCCCUGCUCCCCGCAAAGUAAAAAGAGGAGGAGAUCAGAGUGUGAGGAACCAGCGGGAGGAAUGGAUGCUUCCUGCAGUGAUGCUGAUGGGACUUGUGGUGGCAGUGCAGGGAAUGGCGUAGGUGGUGGCGGACUAAAUUUGGGAUCCUUCCAGCUUCUGACCUGGGAGCAAUAUAGGCUGGGACACUGGAGCACUUUGUACGACAGCAGCUACCAGACACUGUCUCCUCCUGCCUACCACGUCGACACAGAUAAAGGCUUUAACUAUUCCACAGCUGACGAGGCUUUCAUUUGCCAGAAGAAGAACCAUUUUCAGGUCACCAUUCACAUUGGCGUGGCUGCAGAGCCACAAUACGUCAGAACACCCAGCGGGUCACAGCAGGUCGACCACUUCCUAAUAAAAGUGUUUGGGGUCAAGCUGGAAGCUCCAAGCCACCAGGUGACCAUCGAACAGUCCCAGCCCGACCGCAGUAAAAAGCCCUUCCACCCUGUCAGGGUCAACCUUCCCAGCGGUAAGAUCACAAAGGUAACGCUCGGCCGGCUGCACUUCGGCGAGACGACGGCCAAUAAUAUGAGGAAGAAAGGCAAACCCAACCCUGACCAGAGGUAUUUUCAGAUGGUGGUUGGUCUAUACGCUGCAGUGGGAGAGGACACCUUUCUCCUGACAGCUCUGGUGUCAGAAAGAAUCAUUGUCAGGGCUUCAAACCCCGGUCAGUUUGAGACAGAUGGGGAUCCCCUGUGGCAGCGUGGGGGGGUGCAGGAUGCUGUGGUCUGCCAGGGUCGGGUGGGCAUCAACACAGACUCCCCAGAUGAGGCGCUGGUCGUCUGCGGUAACGCCAAGGUGAUGGGCGCCAUCAUGCAGCCAUCCGACUGCCGUGUCAAAGAAAACAUACAGGAGGUCGACUCUGAGCAGCAGCUGAAAAGAAUCACUCAGAUGAGAAUAGUCGAGUUUGAUUAUAAACCAGAGUUUGCCUCCACCAUGGGAAUGGACCACACCCACCAGACAGGUAUAAUAGCUCAGGAGGUGAAGGAGCUGCUGCCGUCAGCGGUGAAGGAAGUCGGAGACGUCACCUGUUCCGAUGGAGAGAGGAUUCCUAAUUUCCUCAUGGUAGACAAGGAGCAGAUCUUCAUGGAGAACAUCGGGGCGGUGCAGCAGCUGUCGAAGCUCACCGACAACCUGGAGACUCGGAUCCAAGACCUGGAGGUCUGGAACCGCCGACUGGCUAAACUGAAGAGCCUGACGGGAAGCCUGCGAUCCACAGAGAAACCCAGAAGAAACAGCAGUGUGUCGACGAUGCCGAGUACUGACACUUGUAAGACUGGGAAAGUCCAGAAGGAGGGCUGCAGUCAGAAAUACAGCCACUGUCUGCAGCAUAAGGCCUUCCAGGCCAGCGCCUACAGCCUGCUGGCCACCAUGGCUUUCUGCAUCAUCUCUAUCACUGCUCUGUACCUGCUAAAUUUGAAGGAGAAAGACUUGACUGGCUUUCCGGACAACAGUAAUGGGAGCGUGGUUCCUAUGCAGUCCACAGCUUGGACCAGCACAGUCCCGCCAACCAGGCCACCCGGCCCCUGGCCCCCAGAGAUUGACUUCUGUGACCUGUUUUACUGUGAUAAGGUGUACUGCUGCCCUUCACCAGCAAAGGGCAGCACUGACUUCAACGCCACCGCCAUUGAAUCAGGUGGAACAGAAAAGCCUGAUAUUGCAGAAAAUAGAAAAGAAAAACUUUAUCGCAAGCUGAAAAGUGCCAAAGACUGGACAAAUACCACCAUCCAUUCUUUCAGGAUCAAAGAGAACCAGCAGCUGAUUGACAGCAAAUAUUGUCUAAGAGAUGAAUGUGGGCCUGGUAGAUACGCCUACAGAGUUCCCAUUAGCCAGUUUGUCCCAGUCAACAUGAGAGUUACCCUGCUCAUGAACUCUACGGAGCUGCUGGUGGUCCAUCUGUGUAGCUUCGAUGAGUCAGCGGCCUGCUCCUCUCUGCUGGAUGUUAACACUGUCACAGGGAGCGUAUACCCAUUAAACACACAGGGAGAACAUGAAUGGCCUCUCCACGUGGCUCGUCUUUACCACAGCUCAUAUCACUUCCGCUCCACAGUGGCUGGUCAAGCAGACUGCAGUACUGACCAUCACUUCUCGGGGGCGCUCUUCACUGACUACAUUUUCCACUUCUACAGACACUGCACAGACUCAUAGACAAAGUAAACAUUAAAUUUGAAUAUAUUAAAUGUAAAUAUAUGAAAUAUUUGCUUUGUCCUCACAAAGAUGAUAAUCAGAGAAACUGAAGCGGACUGCUACUGAAGAACAUCACUUCUGCUGUUGUAUUUUGAAGAUGCAAAUACAUUUUCUAUUGUGAUAUAUACUAUACUGCAUCAUUUUAAAAAUUGUUCAGCAGUGGAAGUUCAUCUCAGAUCAGAUAACACACGUUAGAUAGUGUUAAACUAGUAGAGACAAUAGACCAACAGAGCAACAUCACGAUGGAGACUGAACUGAUGAAAAGAUUAGGUCAAAGUUUACCUCUCAUAAUUCAAGACAUCAAAGAUUAAUUUGCAGCACAUUGAAAUUCACUAUAUUGACAAUUAUGUACAAAAAUCAGUAAAUGGAGCUCUAAUUUUAUUCACUAUAAUUGAUAUUAAUGUAAUUAAUGAAAUUGAAAGUUUUGUUAGUCUUGAUUUUUAGUUAUUCGCUAGUUUGCUGACACUUGUAGACUUUUUCUGUAAAAGCAGUAUGUCUCAUUAUUACGGAACAGGAUUUUAUCUGUGUGAAAAACACAAUGAAUUCUGAGAUUAAUCUCUGAACUCUAAGAAAACUUUGAGAACUUCAUGAGAUUUCUCUGAAUAAAACAUGAAUUUUGAUCUCAUCAUUUUGGUGUUUAAACUUGUAAUUUUGAACGACAUGUUUCUAAAUGUGAAACCCAAAAUUUAAUUUACAUUUAAGAGUGAAAAAAUUAAAUCACAGUUAUGGAAGUUAAGCUUUUCUUGUGUGAACUCUGAUAGUAAUCACAGAAUUUUUAAAAGCCUUUAAACACUCAAGCAGUAAUUAAAGAGCAGGUUAAGAAAAUAGUGCUGUAAACUCCAGCAGUAACAACAGUGGUCUGACUGAAGCAAAGUGUUAAAGUUACUUGUUAAAAACUAACAUUGAUAUGGUUUGUGUGUGAAGCUGUUAAAAUGAAUAUUUUCUA
This is a messenger RNA of Seriola aureovittata, 3952 nucleotides long. Its product is annotated as myelin regulatory factor-like protein. The transcript has 24 exons. Lineage: Eukaryota; Metazoa; Chordata; Actinopteri; Carangiformes; Carangidae. Gene Ontology annotation, cellular component: nucleus; endoplasmic reticulum membrane. Gene Ontology annotation, biological process: protein autoprocessing; positive regulation of DNA-templated transcription. Gene Ontology annotation, molecular function: DNA-binding transcription factor activity; sequence-specific DNA binding. Bases 1 to 2967 code for a protein of 988 amino acids. The record is from RefSeq and is a predicted model, not a curated record.